AUGCAACCGGACUUCCCCAACACGCCUCGACCCAAAACUGGCGGCACCCCGCUGAUUACGGAGUUCUUCAAGCCGAUUCAUCAUAGCGAGCCGACCAGGAAAGCCAAAAGGGGACUCGAAGACGAGAUAGACAGCCGACCGGCCAAGAAGCUGAGGAGCGCUAGGCAUUCCGGCAUCCCCUCCGUCGAUAUCGACAGACCCAAGACCAGGAAGCCAGCGUCUGCUCGCCUUCUUGAUGACAGCAAUGCCGGCCUUCGCGACAGUCUCGUAUACCGGUGCAAUUUCUUCGAGGAGAAGACUCUGGAUGACGAGGUAGAACCUCGGAGCAACGAUAUCGAACCCGAAGCCAUAACGGCCGACGCUGAGGACACGACCAGGAGACGCCGGUCUAAAGCACCUUCACCUCGACCCAAGAAGGCGCCCACCCAUACUCGUCUAUUCAAUGAUACAGAUGCCGGUCUCGCUGAUCGCCUGGUUGGUCGCCAUUUCGUCAAAGAUGAGGAGGAUGUCAUCGACAGGAAAGUGGCUAGUCCCAAACUUGAGCUUACCGAAAGCCCCCUUGCUGUCCGCCUUCGCAACCUUCACAAUACACGUAAACCAAAGAAGAGGCCGUCAAGCGCGCGUCUCCUCGACGAUGUCGACGGCGGCCUGAUGGAUGGCUUUGCCGGUCGAUUUGAGACCGCUCGGUAUGAGGAGAGAAUUGAAGAGGACAAAGAAGUCAACGGAGAUGGCAAUCCCGGGCGCGACGCCUCCACAAACCAAACUCCCACGAACAGUACCUUGAUUGGUGCAGCGUUGGUGGGCGAUACCAAAGACAACAUCAAACCCACGAACAAGUACACGACUCCUUCUCGACCUGCUCCCACUACCCCCAAGCACUACGGCCACAAGGGCUCGAGUCCGAACGAAAAACCUUCAGCCAGUGAUAGUCCAUCUACGCUCCUCCUUCCGAGCCCCGUGAUGGACUUGCCCGCACCAUCGUCGCCUCUCUCGUUCAGUUCCUCUCCCGUUGCCUGGCCUUCACCCCCGUCGUCGCAGUAA
Neurospora tetrasperma FGSC 2508 is the source of this 1041-nucleotide messenger RNA. RefSeq lists its product as uncharacterized. The transcript has a single exon. Bases 1 to 1041 code for a protein of 346 amino acids. NCBI's taxonomy places the organism in Eukaryota, Fungi, Ascomycota, Sordariomycetes, Sordariales, Sordariaceae. The record is from RefSeq and is a predicted model, not a curated record.